CAGAAGCGGGGCUCGGUGUACACGUCGAGGCGACUUUUUAAAAGCCUGUUUUUUUAUUAUUUCUUCAAGACUAUUUCAUUUAUGUAAACCUGGCUGCUUUUUUCGGGAGGACUGAGGGAAUCAUCGCUGCACGAGGGAACCACCGUCAGCACCCAAAGGAGACGACAUCUGGCUUCACAUGGCCAUGUGAAGAGGGACUAUGGAAGGCCAAAAUGCAAUAAACAGUCCAAAACAGAGGAAUGAUGGAGACAGAGGGAGUCGUAGAAACAGCAACACAUUCAAUCCGAUUCUAAUGAAAUCAACAACUCUUACAUGCUGCACAGCUGCCUUGUACAAAGGUGGAAAGGGGCUGGUGAAACGUUCAUAGUUAUAAAGCUGAAUGAGGAAACAAGAGGUGCACAUUAUUAGGAUCACGUUGCUGCAAAAAUGAGUAGGCGUACUGGAUGUGUGCAUAUGACACAGGACUAACUGAGUCAACUGAGAGCGCUGGAAGGAGUGACCACAGACGUAGCUAUGUAAGAAGACUUCUUUCCGAUGUACGGGUCCUGACAAUCAACACACUACUGUGAUUCAUGGCACAUAUGUGGUACCUCAGGGGGAUACUUCGGUUCAUUAGCAGAAGAGAAACAUGCAUAUGAUGAAUAUAUGAGAUUUCUCAGCGUUCGUCCUAAGACAAACAGGUUUCCAUUUUUUGAUUGAAGGAAGCACGGUUUGAAUGUGCACCAUGCCUAGGAACCGAGCCUUUUCCGAGCCCGAGUACUCUGCGGAGUAUUCUGCAGACUGCUCUGUGACGCUGCCCUCUGACCCCGGGCAGGCGGUUGGGCGAACCCAUGAGGUCACGGUUCGGAGCUCAGGAUGCUGCCUCUGCCUGCCGCGGUUCAUGCGCCUCACCUUUGCACCUGAGUCUCUGGAGAACCUCUACCAGACCUACUUCAGACGGCAGAGACACGAAACCCUGCUGGUGCUGGUCGUCUUUGCCGCCCUCUUUGACAGCUACAUCAUCGUCAUGUGUGCGGUGGUCUACACCACUGACAAGCUGGCUUCUGUUCUGGUGGCAUCAUUGGGACUGGCGGCCGAUAUUGUCCUCUACGUGCUGUGCCGCUUUGGGCUGCUUCCAGACCGCAUAUCGAGGCGGGUGGUGCCCUACGCCCUGUGGGUGCUCAUCGCGGCUCAGAUAUUCUGCUACCUGGGACUGAACUAUGCCCGCUUCCACCAGGCCAGUGACACGGUGGGCUGGCAGGCUUUCUUCAGCUUCUCUUUUUUCCUGACUCUGCCUUUGAGGCUGACACCCAUCGUGCUCAUCACCACUGUGUCCUGCGGGGUCCACACCCUGGUUCUAGGCGUCACCAUCGCCCAGCAGCAGCAGGAGCACAUCCAGGGUGCCGCACUCGGCAGACAGCUACUAGCCAACAUAGUGAUCUAUGUCUGUGCCAUCACUGUGGGCGUCAUGUCGUACUAUAUGGCUGACCGCAAGCAUCGGAAGGCCUUUCUGGAGGCCAGACAGUCCCUGGAGGUCAAACUGAACCUGGAGGAGCAGAGCCAGCAGCAGGAGCGUCUGCUGCUCUCCAUCCUUCCAAAGCACAUAGCUGAUGAGAUGCUUCAGGACAUGAAGAAGGAGCCCAGUCAGAAAGAGAUGCAGCAGUUCAACACCAUGUACAUGUACCGACACGAGAACGUCAGUAUUCUGUUUGCAGAUAUCGUGGGCUUCACUCAGCUGUCGUCGACCUGCAGCGCUCAUGAGCUGGUCAAACUGCUCAACGAGCUCUUCGCUCGCUUCGACAAACUGGCUGCAAAAUAUCACCAGCUGAGGAUCAAGAUUCUGGGAGACUGCUACUACUGUAUCUGUGGGCUGCCUGACUACAGGGAGGACCACGCUGCAUGCUCCAUCAUGAUGGGGCUGGCCAUGGUGGAGGCCAUCUCGUACGUCAGAGAGAAAACUCAGACAGAUGUUGACAUGCGAGUGGGAGUUCACAGUGGGACCGUCCUGGGGGGGGUUUUGGGACAGAAACGCUGGCAGUACGACGUCUGGUCCACGGACGUCACUGUGGCAAACAAAAUGGAGGCUGGAGGGAUACCAGGGCGCGUCCACAUCUCUCAGAGCACCAUGGAGUGUCUUCAUGGAGAGUUCGACACAGAGCCAGGAAACGGAGGAGACCGCUGCGACUACCUGAAGGAGCGCGGCAUCGAGACCUACCUGGUGGUUGUCCCUAAAGUACCUGUGGGGAAGAACGGCAUCAACGGUGUAAAGCUGUCUGUAACCUCGUCCAAUGGAAACUCCCCGCUGUUGAUUAACACCACAGAGUGUAACGGCAGCGUUAACACCACCUGCACCACCCCCGAGGAACCAGAGGAACCAGAGGAACUGGACACAAGGCCCUCCUCCCCCUCCUCCUCCUCCCUAUCAGGUCCGGGCGGUUGCCUGUACAACCCCAAAUACUACAGCUACAUCGCCGUGCUGGCGCUGAUGGCCACCACCAUGCUGGUUCAGGUCAGCCACAUGGUGAAGCUCACGCUGAUGCUGCUCAUCACGGGGGCCACGGGCAUCGUCAACAUCUACAGCUGGAGGGACAUCUUCGACCGCUACGACAUGGCCCGCUUCCAGGACUACAGCACAUACCUGGUGCCCUCCAAGUUCACAAUGACAAUUAUGAUCUUCAUUAUGAUGGUCAGCUUCUAUUAUUUCUCCAGACAUGUGGAGAAGCUGGCCCGCACCCUGUUCCUGUGGAAGAUAGAGGUCCACGAGCAGAAGGAGAAGGUGUAUGAGAUGAGGCGCUGGAACGAAGCCCUGGUGACCAACAUGCUGCCGGAGCAUGUGGCCCGACACUUCCUGGGCUCCAAGAAAAGGGACGAGGAGUUGUACAGCCAGUCCUACGAUGAGAUUGGAGUCAUGUUUGCCUCCAUUCCUAACUUCUCUGACUUCUACACGGAAGAGAGCAUCAAUAACGGAGGGAUCGAAUGCUUACGCUUCCUCAAUGAGAUCAUCUCAGACUUUGACAGUCUGCUGGAUGAGCCUCAGUUCCGCUGCAUCACAAAGAUAAAGACCAUCGGCAGCACCUACAUGGCUGCCUCAGGAGUCACCCCAGACGUCAGCAACGGCUACAGCUGCAUGAAGAAGGAGGAGCAGUCUGACAGAGAGCGCUGGCAGCACCUGGCAGACCUGGCAGACUUCGCUCUGGCCAUGAAGGUCACACUCAUGAACAUCAACUACCAAUCAUUCAACAACUUCAUGCUACGCAUCGGUCUGAAUAAGGGUGGAGUGUUAGCAGGAGUAAUCGGUGCCCGGAAACCCCACUACGACAUCUGGGGCAACACUGUGAACGUGGCCAGCCGCAUGGAGUCAACGGGGGUGAUGGGAAACAUCCAGGUGGUGGAAGACUGCUACAACAUUCUGAAGGAGUACAGCUUCCGCUUUGUGAGGAGGGGGCCGAUCUUUGUGAAGGGAAAAGGUGAACUGCUCACGUAUUUCCUGAAGGGAAGAGACAAACAAGGCUCAUUUAUCAACGGCUCCUCUGUCACUCUGCCACACCAGGUGGUGGACAGCUAAGGACUCACACACACACACACACACACACACACACACACACAGCAGUUACAUCCAGUGUGUAAUGAUCGCAGAGUGAGAGAGUUUCUGGAACGAGAAAUAAUUUGCCAAAAAACGCUCCGGUACCUGGUAUUCAACCAAAUGUUUACAAAUUACAGAACCACUACACACUUCAUACACACCUCUGACAACACCAUUGCUGAACUCACACAGACACACUUGUUCUCUGUCUGUGGAAAGAUAUAAAUGCCUGUAGAUAUUGUAUUUGAAUUCAAGUUUCACCACGGAACUCAAAACAUGAAUCAAUUCAUAUCAAAUGGAAUUAUUCAAAAUGUAGAGAAACAACAGACAUCCAAAUCAGACACUAUAGAUUAAAUAUUACAAAUACAAAUAAUUAGACUACAUUACAUCAAGUUGCUCUUUAAGUGACACAAGAUGGCCACAUUUUCAUAUUUAUGGUAGUUUUUCAGAAACACAGAGAAAUGCACUUACUUUCAGUGUAAACAAAGAGAAGCUUUGUUCCCCCCAACCUAAUGGAAUUAAGAUGGAGGUUAAUGACAAUGUGUUAGUAACUGGAGUAAGCUGGAUGUGUGUUUUCACAUUCUCCUGCAACAAAAAGUGAUAUGAAGGUUUCUUCAACAUUCUCCUGCUACAAAUAUUCACACCUUCAGACACACUCUCCUGCAGCUCAUUUAAAAAAGACAAAUCCACACCAGCAGCUCUUUAUCCAACCAUGGACGUUAGCACCCUAACCAUUCAGAUAUCACCAUGUAUACCUAUCAUUUCAAUCCAAUGUCAUCCAUUGCCGAAUAUUUAAUUUAAAUACAAUGAUAGGUUUUAUUUCUUUCCAGAUGAAAACAUUGUUCUCACACACACACAAACACAAGGCCUUUCGCACCUGACCACAUUAACACAACGUAGCUUUUGGACGCCCGGCCUAAAUUCUGGACCGCUCCACAUGUACAAAAUCCUUCCAUGAACGGAAAGCUGAUCUGAAAGCUGAUCUGAGCUCAGAUUUCCUGUCUCUGAUGAAGAAGAGGAUUUGGAAGUGGACCAAUGAGAGGCCAGAAGUGACAAUAGAGCUGCUGCCAAUGUGUUUGCGCAUAGUGUUUUCCUGCAAAAUCAAAGUAUUCUCUCUCCUCGUGUGUGAUCUGGGGACAGGUCGCUCCUCCGUGUUCACGCCUCUGUACGGAGAGACACAGGUGUCAGUUCAGAGGGUAGCACACAUGGCAGAAAUAUUUUUCACUCUGAUUGUGGAUUGAUGGAAGUGCCUAUCACAGCUGUGAUGUUUUCAUGAAGUUAAAGGAGUCUAUAGCCUUCUACAGGUAGGGGAAAGUCUUUGAGUCUUUUCACAUUGCUGUGUGGGGAUAAUUCAAGUGUAUUUCAGCAACUCCACUCUCUAUUUAAUUAGUAACUAAGAUCUGGAAACAUGAUGAAAUCAACAAAAAUAGGUCUGUGAAUGGUUUAGAAACAAAGCAACAUGGAGCCUUAUUCGAAGAUAAAGUAUGCACUGUAACAUUAUUACCCAUAGUUUCACAUCACAGUUUAUAAACCCACUGCCUGCCUAAACUUUGACAUACUGUACCUACCAAGCCCCCAGCAAGAGCGGCGGCCAUUAAAGCAAAUGUUUCCAGUGGCCAAACAAUGGUACUACAACGUCCUUGUCAGUUUGUGACGUCAUUGGGCCAAAAGAAGACUUUUUCCCAUUGACUUACAUUGGGAAAGAGAUGUCUGUAAAUAAUUGUAUAAUUCUUUUAUAGCUUAAUUUACUACACAGGAGUUACUUUCCCUCUCCAUUUAUUUAACUGAGCCGAAACCCGGCAGAUUAGAUGUUCAAUCGUGAUGCCACUAAGCAACUUUUACAGGAAUGAACGCCUCAGACGCAGUUCUCUUAAUACAACCAUGGUACCAACGUUUUCUUUGGAUUAUUGUCAGCAUUUUAGGUGUGUUCACUUUCAGUUUAAUCACCAAUGAUGGUUCGGACUAUCAUCCAUGUUGUCUAAAUAUAAGGCUUAUUUUGUUUUUAUAAAUCGGCCUAACCGGUUUUACUGUAAUGGGUAUUUUCAUUUUAUUUAUUUUUACCAAAAAAAGUUAUAAAAAUAUUCUUUUAAAUGAUUUGGCUUCCCCCUGCAGACACUCUCAGUACCCCUAGGGGUCACGGACCCCCUGUGGGACAACUUCUACUCCUGUUUCUGGAUCCAUUAGACCUCUUUGUGACAUUUGAUCUCAGCAAUUAGCUUGGGUGAAUGUGUCAGAAAAGGACAGAGGCUGUAAUAAACUGGAGUUUCCUUUCAUUGCAUGUGGAAAAACAAGAGACUUCAGUCAAUCUAGAACGUAUUAAACAUGUAUUUCAAUGUGUCAAAAGACGACAGCGACAAACGGUUCAAUACAUGAACUUGUUGCAGCCUUCCACAUCGUUUUCACACGAUUUGAAUCAAGCCCAUUUCUAUCUGGUAUUAACAUGUGUGGAAAGUGUCAAUAGGCCUUUUGAAUUCACACCUCACGCUUUGACGCUGCUGUCCCCAGUGCUACUGAGGAACGGUCUUCACCUUGCUUCAUGGACGAGUUCAUUUAUUGCCAUCCGAGUUAGCAGAAUUGGAAUCUGUGUACAUUAACCCCUGCUUUACAAAGCAGAUUCACUGAUCCAGAUACAGAUCUCAUGUUAAUACCAAGUGGAUUCGGGGUCUAACUUUUCUCUUGAGUUUUGUCCUGAAGUUGGCUAUCAUCUGUGUGUUUGUUAGUCUCUGCUUGUUGGACAUGUACAGCAGACACCACAGGGUUUUUCAUACACCAAUGUGUUUUCACGUGCAGUUGGCAGAUGGGCCGAAAAACGUUUUGGUUCAUGUGAAAAUCUGCAAGAAGUUCCCACUGAAGCUGCAUUCACAUGAUACGCGAUUUGCUCUUCGCCCACCUUGAGUUUGGGCACAGAGUCUUGCGUGCGAGAAAAGCUAGUUAAGUUGUGUUUCUAUGGUAACCCCUCGUGCUAGUUUGCGCCACUUCAUGGAGCCGUCAUCUUAUUGGUUGCGCGUUGAAAGGUCAGCAGUAAACGAGUUAAAGGUUUAGAUAAUUUGAGCGCAGUGCUCCUCGCUCCCAGGAAGUGCACCAGCAAAUGUUGUAGUGGCCAAACAUUUGUACUAAAGUCCUUUUCUUUUUUCCAUUGACUUGAAAAACUCAAGUGCUUAUUCUCGCUGGGCAAAAUCCCCUAAUUGAUCCAAUACCUUUUGAAUCUACAGUCGCUCCAUUUAGGGAUUCAUGCUCCACUGAGGACAUUUCAUAAGAAUGAACAGUGCCCCGCCUCCGACCAGUUCUCUUCAUACAUCAAUGUGCGUGACUGUGAGUGUAGUGAGUCACCUAUUCACACCGCUCUCUCUAUUGAAACAUAACAGCAACAUAAUAAUAAUAAUAAUAAUAACUUAGAUUUAUAUAGCGCCUUUCACCCAAGGUCACUUUACAGAAAAACAGAAUGUCAGCGCAGAGCAGUUUUCCCGCCUAUCAUGUGAAUGCAGCUUAAGAGACCUGGCCAGGUGAGAAAAUAUGGACAGACAAGAACACCAAGCAAAAUCUGACUUUAUUAUUUCAAAUGUUUGGAGUAAAUGCAGAUAAACCAUAUUCUGAGGGAAGCCUGGUCUGCCUCGACAGUCUUCUCACACGCAGGGAAUGAGGCAUGUCAUGGUGCUUAUUUUUACAUCAUUUUGCCAAAUUUGUUGCAAUUAGAGAAGCUCUGACAAGACUCCCCUAACGGAGAAAAACGCUUGUAUUUUGGAUGUCCACAUGAAGGCAGGACACACAGUGGAAGGAGCGCCCCCACCUGGCAGGAAGCAGAUGUGCUGUGUGAGGGUUUUGGGGAUAUGAUUAUGUAUACAGCUCUUUCCUCCGCUGAUUGUAAAGCCCAUUAAUGAUUCAGUAGAAUGGGAUAAAAGUGCAAUAGUUUCUUCUCCUACAAAACACGCUCCUCUCUUAAGGAAAGGUUCAAUCAUUCCUUCCCCUUUAAUUCAUAUUUUUAUAAUGUUAUGUACAAGUUUUGUCAUAUUUAAGGAGAAGGAAAGAGGACUGAGUAUGUCCUAGUUGUAUAUAGACUUUAGAAGGUGUUUAUGAAUCAGAUUUAUUUAUUGGAAAUGACAGAGACAUUGUUUUUUUGUUUGUUUUUUUACACAGAUGUGAAAGUGCCAAUGAUAAAAGGAAUGACUUUAAAUGUUAAAAGCCAAAAAAUGGACCACGGCUGUUUCCUGAUUUAUAUUUUAAAAGAAUCUCAGGCUUGGGAACAAAAAUGGAAUAAUGUGUCAUUAUUUCCAGGUUUUGACUGCGACAGAAUCUUCUUCUUUUUUUUUAAAGCUAAGCAGCAACACAGAACAGUGAACGCCAUCUGGAGAGCCAGCAGGGCCAGCCGAUGAUGAAGUCGACAAAAUGAUUUAAUCUUGUGGUUCUAGUUGUUGUUGUCGUUCCAUUUUGUCCGGAUUUUAUUCAAAACUUUGAUUCCUCUGCACAUUUUUUGUGAUUUUUAAUUAGAUAUACUGUAGAUCCCAAUUCUGGUUUUGAAGUAUUUCUCAUUCUGUGUACCCUCCUUCAUUUCAACUGUCAUUGUAAGGUGAGUUGAUAAAAAAA
Notothenia coriiceps (black rockcod) is the source of this 8143-nucleotide messenger RNA. Its product is annotated as adenylate cyclase type 3-like. NCBI's taxonomy places the organism in Eukaryota, Metazoa, Chordata, Actinopteri, Perciformes, Nototheniidae. Gene Ontology annotation, biological process: cAMP biosynthetic process; intracellular signal transduction; adenylate cyclase-activating G protein-coupled receptor signaling pathway. Gene Ontology annotation, molecular function: adenylate cyclase activity. The record is from RefSeq and is a predicted model, not a curated record. Bases 716 to 3544 code for a protein of 942 amino acids. Gene Ontology annotation, cellular component: plasma membrane. The transcript is spliced from 17 exons.